This is a messenger RNA of Marchantia polymorpha subsp. ruderalis, 2497 nucleotides long. Lineage: Eukaryota; Viridiplantae; Streptophyta; Marchantiopsida; Marchantiales; Marchantiaceae. The record is from the annotation of a GenBank genome assembly.
AGAGAGAGGACGAAGGGAGACACUCGUGCGGUUGCGAAGCUGUGCCGAGCUGACCGACUGGUGAAUGUCCCUGAUUGGAAUCACGGUGACCGAAGAAGUGAAGCCACCUUAGGCAUCUGGAGGCCGGGGCCAGAGAUUUCAUCGAGACGAAAUCUUCCUCCGGUCCGGAUGGACACGUGAAUGACUGACUGCAUUGCAAUGAGUUGCAUAUGAUAUAGCAUGGGCAGCAGGAAAGAUACCGAAAUUUGAUUGCGUCCAGGAUGUCACCCGAAAGACCAUCUCAUAGAAGCAACUGUUAGGCUACAACACAAAUUCAGCUAUUUCUCCGUUUUCUGGCGUGAUUAGCUUCCUGAACGAAUUUCGGGGUCCAGCAGGCCUCGCGAGGCCAGACCGAGCCAAUAAAGAAACCAGUAAAUUAAUUCCAGGGACCGACCGAGUCAUUAGUGGUACCCGACGACUUCACCCACUCGGAGAAAUCGAGCUCGAGUGCAGGAUUGAGGAUAGCAAGGAGUCCAGCGAUGGGCGAGGAGAAGGAUGUACAGGGCGUGGCGGAGGCAGGUACUCCAAAAGCAGGUCUGAAGGAGGAGUCGACCGUGAAGGAUUCUUACGAUGCCGUGUACCAAUCGGCGAAUGGCAUCGCCAAGGAGUCUGAGCCUCUGAGUGCGAAGAGCCAGGAGCAACAGCGCGCGAGGACGAGGAAUCUUCCGAAAGUCGGAGUGGCGGAGGACAUCGGAUGUCAAUGGAAGAAGCCCUCCGCCAAAUCCGAGGCCCUCGCUGCCUCCGUGGGGAAGAGAGACGUGAAAGACGUCCCCGCGGCUGCGUCGAAUCGUCUGGUCCGGCAGCAGCGCCAGUGGAAGACGGCCGUGAAGGUAAUGUCGAGGAUUUUGAGCAGCAUCUCGCCCAUCAUCGCUCUGAGAAGGGCGCGCGAUUGCUACGUGACAUCGCUGGGCAGUGUGGCCAGCCACGUGAGCCACUCGACGGCCUGCGGAGUCACGUAUGGAGCCGGGCACAGCUCUCUGGGCACCAUCCCCGCGGCGUGGAGAUCAGGCAGCAGCAGAUUUCAGGAUCAGGUCGUCGAGUCCGAGAGGUCUCUGAGUGCAGCGUUCAAGGCGUCGUUCAACGACGCCGCCACUCAAAUGUCGGACGCCGCGAGAAGUCACCGACGAAGCUCCUCGGUGCCCGUUUUCCCCCCACUCGGUGGCUCCGGCUUGAGCGCAGCCGCUCGCACCCCAAGCUGGAGGUCGCCCUCAGGUCGCGCUCCCUCGGCCUCUUCGAGAUUCGGGAUGCAACCGAUGGCCAUUUACACGAUCAAAGAGGCCUGAUGACGCCGACGCCACCGCCGCCGCCGCCGACGACGAUAGCGACGGUCGAGGACGAAUGGAGUGAUUCUCCUGGCGUUGGCUGGCUCAUUCCUUCUGAUCCCGCCUGCGCGUCGAGCCCAGGCAGGAGAAAGGCGGAGGAUUUGUCGUCGUUCUCAUCGCGCGCCGGAAUUUGAGAAUCGUACCAUAAUUGUAGCUGAGUCGCGUAGGUCGAUUAACCGUGGAGUAGAUUCUGUCAUUCAUUCAUUCUCUUCUCCUUGUUCUCGUACUUCUUAUCCCCGUGAUUGUAAGUUCCCUCUUGCCUCGAUCCGGUUCGAUUCGAUUCGAUUCGCAUUGAAUCUUUACAGCGGCAGCGGAUCACUUAGCAGAUGCUGCAGCAGCAGGUGGGACGGAGUAAGCGGCUCCUAAACUCUCGAUGACUGAGGCCACGGGUGAAGAGAGGUAUGGACUCUGGAAUGAUACAUGUGUACCCGCUCGGUGCGAGUGGGGCUCAUCCAGGCACGAGCCAAUUUCCAGAGAGAGGAUCAGUCGAGACACUCGCCGACCAAUUCUCGUUCUCCUUCCCCCGCAUCGGUCAUGAGCACAUUUCGUGCAUCUCAGAACUCGCUCCUCGAGUGCACUCCAGUUGAGAAUUCAAGGCGCCCAUUCAGAGCAGGAGCAGCGAGCUCGUCUUGAAAGCUCGCUGCUGAAGACUCGACAAUCCAACAACGGUCGUGAUGAGAAGUUUAUUUAUAUGCUUAGAGGUUGAAGAGCAAGUAGCUUAUUUUUCUUAAAAUCGUCGAGCUGAAUGUAGCUGGGGAAGAAUUACGUGACGUGGUUGAUUUAGACUUCAGCUAGAGAACGUGUGGAGUGAUUCCCCGGAGAUUUCUCGAAUUUUUUUCUGUUCUUCCUGUUCGUGAAUUUGAAGAUUAGAAUUCUUUCGUGAGUGAAAUUUGAUGAAAACAUCAAGAAAGAGCAAUCCCCUGCCGAGCUGUCACAUGUACAUAAGCAAAAUGUAGCGAGUGAGUCCAUCCGUGAGUCUAGGAAACCUCGUCUGCUGGCGAAUGUCCCAGAGCCUGUUGUAUAGUUUAUAUGGAAAUCUGUGCUCGCCGGCUUCAAGCCGAAGAGUCCAGCCUCUAUCCAUAUGAUCCGAGCAGUUACGAUUUUCCCACUCAAUAAACCAUAAGGCCAAAUUUGGU